This is a messenger RNA of Homo sapiens (human), 1849 nucleotides long. It is a transcript of the gene COMMD6, whose product is annotated as COMM domain containing 6. The record is from RefSeq and is marked validated. NCBI's taxonomy places the organism in Eukaryota, Metazoa, Chordata, Mammalia, Primates, Hominidae. The transcript is spliced from 4 exons. Gene Ontology annotation, cellular component: cytoplasm; nucleus; protein-containing complex. The coding region runs from base 298 to 474 and encodes 58 amino acids.
CUCUCGAGUCCGGGCCGCAAGUCCCAGACGCUGCCCAUGGAGGCGUCCAGCGAGCCGCCGCUGGAUGCUAAGUCCGAUGUCACCAACCAGGUGGGUGAGCGGCCGCCCCGCCCUGUCCUCCGCCAGCCUGCCUCCCACGGCCGCGAGGCCGUGCCACCCUGAGCCUUCCCCAGGUCUCCCCUAGUCCUGUGUCCGCGAGCCGGUGACCUUCAGCCGUCCCUCUUGCAUUGCUCCUUCUCUUUUGCACCUGAGCCGGUAGCCGUUGCCAUUCUUGUAGAUUUUCAGUGGAAACUGGGUAUGGCUGUGAGCUCAGACACUUGCAGAUCUCUUAAGUAUCCUUACGUUGCAGUGAUGCUAAAAGUGGCAGAUCAUUCAGGCCAAGUAAAGACCAAGUGCUUUGAAAUGACGAUUCCACAGUUUCAGAAUUUCUACAGACAGUUCAAGGAAAUUGCUGCAGUUAUUGAAACGGUGUGAAGACGGAUUCUUUGGUUGAUAAAUUGCUAUCAUUCUAAAGUCAUGGACUUCACUUUCGGCAACAAAACUAAAUAAGGAUGGAACAUUUAUUGAAUGAAAAAUGCACUUUUGUUUUUCCAUUUUUUUAAAUAAUAAAAAUCAGACAAACAGGAACUGGGUAGUGGUGAUGAAUGCAAAACUUUGUGAAUGUGCUUUAUAAAAGUGAUAAUUAGACACUUUAGAGGAUAUACUUGGUGAUAAUGUGAAUGAUGUAAUCAGACUAACAGUUGAAUCAUUGCUGUUGGAGGCAGCACAAAUUUAUGUGUUACAACAGUAGUUUAAAAACUUGUACUGGAUGGAACCCAUUUUAUAAACAGUCUUAUUUGGAGUCAUGUAUAUAAAAAUAUAUAUAAAUUAGAAAAGUAGUAUUUGAUUAGGAUAACUUUACAAAUUCAAUAGUAUAGCCAUCACUUAUUAUAAUGGCAAUCAGAAGAGUGAGGCUUCUUUUUUCAAACUUUUGUAAUCAGAUUAAGAUUGACCAUUGCUCCUUUACACAGUAUUAGUCUAGCAUUCAAUUAUUUCUGUUAUUAAUGGUUGUAGAAAGUUCAAAUACAUACGCAGAGUUGGAAAGACGAGUUUUAGUCUGAGUUCUGUACGACGGAGUUAACCCGUUAGCACAAGUUAUUGCAUUAGAUGAUCUCUGUUGAAUUUAAAUACAUAAACCUGUUGUUAAACGCUUUUAUACUAUAAAGCCACCACAUUGUAUGGCAUUUGUUUAGAAGUAAGCAAAUAGACCACCGGAAUAGAAUAGAUGGCCUAGAAAUAGAUCAAGACAUUCUGGUCCGCCAUAUUAGAAAUUUAAACCCUCUUCACACCCUGUCUGCAUUUCUGCAGGUCUGUGUGAGUCCACUUUCUUUUUUGUUCCCUGCUAGGUAGCACACAGCUGUGAGGAGCCCAGGACUGCUGCCUGCCGCAGCCCACCUGUGCGCUCAGAUUCCUACCAGCUUGAUGAGUUAGCUGAUGGGCCAUUUGUGCAUACCAACUACCCACAGACAUUUCUAUUACCCACCCUCUGGAUGCCAGUGCAUUAAUGAUUCUAGAAUUAGGAGAAACCAAAGAUCCCUUCUCUCUCCCUCCCACAACCAGUGUCGUCGUGUUCCUAGAAAUAAGAGUAGAAACCCCUCUAUCUGGGUUAAAACAGCAAACCUGCCUUCUGUAACUGUGCAUGAGGUUCCUCUGUCUCCCACUUACUUCGGAUUAACACCUUCCUCUUUCCCCUUCCCUGUUUGCAGGGUAGCAUUUCUAGGUUUAAGGCAAUAUGCAAAAAGACCCAAAGUUAGGCCCUGGCUCAAACACUGUGGGUAGCAGAUUUGAAAUAAAUUUAAAUUGCAUGUUU